Suillus plorans is the source of this 2884-nucleotide messenger RNA. RefSeq names its product nuclear protein 96-domain-containing protein. Bases 53 to 2740 code for a protein of 895 amino acids. NCBI's taxonomy places the organism in Eukaryota, Fungi, Basidiomycota, Agaricomycetes, Boletales, Suillaceae. The transcript is spliced from 7 exons. The record is from RefSeq and is a predicted model, not a curated record.
GGUUUGCCUUGUUGAGUUGCCAAACGCCUGGGCCGCCAGAGUCGAGUGCACUAUGACACGUUUCAGUGCCGCCGUCAGUGACAGUAGCGAUGAUGAACACGAUGUACAUAUGGUUCAGGACUUCAAGAAGUCCCCGGUGCGGUCGCCACCCAAACUAUUGGAAAACCACAAUACCAAAGCUGGUUCAGAUGAGGACAUAGGAGUUGACCAAGAAUCAGACGAAGAAACCUCCGAAGAAGAUAGCUCGUCGGACAUGCAGGAGGACGACCUAGCCCCCGCUCGCUCAAGACCGACGCGCAAUCACGUUUUGACGGCGGAUUCCGAUGAUGAAACUGAGGACGGGUCGGAGAGUACAAGUUCGCGCUCUGCUUCGUCCAGUGAAUCCGAUGUGGAUGUGUCGGCUCAACGGGAAGAUGCUUCGGUGAUACCAUGGGCUAGACAAGUCGGUGUGGAUGCGCAGAAGAUGCACGUCAUGCAGACUUCGCUAUUUCGAAUCCCUGAGGAGGCCGUGGCAAUUAAAGCUAUGAACCGUGCAACGCGACCUCAAUUCAAGUUGCCGCUUACAGUCAGGCGAAAACAUAGUCGCGACUCCAUCGGAGAUGGGCUGCGGAUGGACUCACAGGAGAGGGCAUCAUUUGCGCAUGACAUAGAACCACCAGCUUACCGACCGUCUAGAAAAUAUGCUCGAGUGGAAAUUUCGGCCUCUGCUGUGGCAGGCUGUGAAGAUGGUCUGGUAGAUGCUGGUUUGGCGUUUGGUCGAUCCUUCCGUGUAGGCUGGGGACCAGGUGGUACUUUAGUCCACCUUGGGCGACUCUCUGCUCCGUCGAGUCAAAUUGACACUUCUGCGAAUUCUUCAGUUAUCACGAAGACAAUCAUACCGCUCUUCGCACGUUCUCAUAAAGAGGCCAACAUUCGACUUUCACGUCUGCUGCAACACCACUUGAGCAAAACACCAAUUGUUAAAGACGAAAGUGGAAUCCCAUUCGCCGAUCCAACGGCCGAACUUGAUUUUUCUUCUUUUGUGUCCCUGUAUCCUUCCUCCGACCACUCCGAUGAACAGUCUCUUUUCCGACUUGGUCGCGCGUUAUUUGACAGCAUCGAUUUACACCUCGCACCGGAAAUGACUGUUGACGUGCGCAAUCGGAUAUCUGCAGUGCGCCGGAAGGCUGCACUGUCAGAUUGGCUUGAGGAAGCUAUCGGCUAUCUCGUAGAUGCUGAUCUCAAGAAACAUUCCUCUGGCGACUCUGCUGCAUGCAUUUACACUCUCCUUACAGGCAACCAAGUAGAAAAGGCUUGCGAAGCAGCCAUGGACAACGGCUACAUCAAACUUGCAACUCUGAUAUCACAGGCUUCGGGCGACUUCGAGUUCAGGGAGGACUUGAUGGAACAAAUUCAGCUUUGGCGGGAACAGCGGAUAGACGUGCACAUCGGGGAGAGCACACGCAAAAUUUACGCCUUACUCGCUGGAAUACUAGAUGUUGUGGAAGGCUCAAAAGCCAGUAGUCUAGAGCAUUGUCCGGACGUUGACCCUAUCAAGGGUCUGGACUGGAAGCGCACAUUCGGUUUACAUAUGUGGUUCUCUGAGCCGAUGGACGCACCAAUAUCACAGGUCUUCGAGUCCUACAACCGUUCACGACAAGAAUCGCCUUCCCGUGUCGCCCCUCCACUCCCAUCAUACCUCGAGCACUCAUCAGAACCGUUGCCAUUCAAUGUUCCUACCCCAUCGCCUUCCGACGCUCUCUUUUCUUUAAUUCGCCUACAUGCAGAUCCUGCAUGCUCAUUAUCACAGGCCCUCUCCCCACUCUCAUUCGGGCCUUCACCAGGCGAUUACUCACUCUCGUGGCAUUUGUAUAUCAUCUUAUCACGGUGUAUGCGUAUCCGUGAUUUCGCCGAUCGUGCAGAUCCGGGAAAUCGCAAGGACGCCAUGGAUGAUGAUAAUGAACAAGAUCAACAUGAAGGCCAUAGUCCAAGUGCUGACCUGCUUGCGAGCAGCUAUGCACAUCAACUGGAGCAGCUUGGCAUGCUCCAGGAGGCUGUUUUUGUACUUUUACACAUUGAAGGAUCUGCAGGUCGUGAAAAGGCGAUAAAAGACCUGCUUCACCGCUCUGCCGACAAACUGGACGAGUGGAUGUGUAGCGGCAUUCUUGGAAGCCUCAAGAUCCCUGUGGCUUGGGUGAAUGAAGCAAGGGCUGUGUAUGCUAUUUAUGAAGGCAAAGUUUUCGAAGCCUACCAAUUGUACUUGAAUGCAGGAUUGUAUCAGCAGGCUCAUGACCUUGCUGUUGUUGAGCUUGCACCUGAAGCAGUCAUUCGACAAGAUCUUGAUCUGCUUGUAUCAUUAUUUGAAAGAAUUGCCAAUCAGACUGUCGAUGGAUGGCAUACUCGGGGCAAGGUCUAUAUGGACUAUGCUCAUGCCAUGACACGCAUUCCCGAGCUGCACGCUUCGCUGACAGAGUCAGCAGUGCCAGACACAGUUGAGGAGCAGGAGUUGGAUAAUUUUACCCGUACUGUGCCCCGCCUUAUCAACGUUUUGCCCGAUGUGUUGUCCAAUCCAUCCGACCCACGACACAAAGUUGCACUAGCCGAGAUGAUUUCUGGCCUGACAGCCGUGCUUGAUAUAGUGAGACCCUUGGCACUGUCGCAGUCACAAAUAAAGUUGACCGCAAUCGACGAGGCAACCAAGCUACGCCACAUACAAACAACAUUCUAUGAAAAAUAUAUGAGGUCAAUUCAGGCCUCGUGAUUCCUGUUUUGCCGAAAGACUGCUUUUUCGCAGUUUAUCGUUGUAUUUAACUGUUGUGAAUACCUUUCCUUCCCGUAUUGUAUCUAUGCAUUGAUUGAAGUGGGGACCUGCUCGUUCAUAAUAUUCGUGUGAUUCUGGUUCAAA